CUGGGGGCGCCGCAUCCUCCUCUUCCGCUUCCGGCGUCUCCCUGCAGCCAUGGCCGCCCCCGUCGCCGGCCCUGGUGCGCCGCUAUCCCCGGACGAAUUGCUUCCGAAAGGCGAUGCCGAGAAGACGGAGGAGGAGCUGGAAGAGGAAGACGAGGAGGAGCUCGAUGAGACCCUGUCGGAGAGACUAUGGGGUCUGACGGAGAUGUUCCCGGAGAAGGUCCGCUCCGCGGCUGGAGCCACGUUUGACCUCUCCCUCUUUGUGGCCCAGAAAAUGUACAGGUUUUCCAGGGCAGCCUUAUGGAUUGGGACUACUUCCUUCAUGAUUCUGGUUCUUCCUGUUGUCUUUGAGACUGAGAAGUUGCAAAUGGAGCAACAGCAGCAACUGCAGCAACGGCAGAUACUUCUAGGUCCCAACACAGGGCUGUCAGCAGCAAUACCAGGGGCUCUACCUUCACUUCCUGGAAAGAUAUAGUUACCUCUAUAGUUGACUCAUCUUGGUCGGAGAAGUUUGAAAAUUUGAUAGUGUUUGAACUGCUGAUUAUUUGGAUUUUUUUUUCUUUUAACUUUGGCACGUUGAUCUAAGAUCAGUCUUGUCCCUUGGAAACUCCCAAGUUGCACAUGUGCCCUCCACACUAUCCUGAUUUGUUUCUUCUCUCCUCACUAAUAACCAGAGUAUAGCGAUGCGGUUAUUCUAGCUCUGGCCAUCCCACCCGUUUCACUAAAUUACUCUUGACCGCAAGAUCUCACUAUCCCAUUGUGGGGUAGGAACUGAUGCCAUUGGGAAAGAUGUACCCCUGACCAUUAAUGACUGUUUUGUUUUUAAGAAUGGAGAUGUUGGGGAGGGACAUGCACACAAUAUGAAAUACAAAAUGCAUCACAGCUGUAGCAUAAA
Molecule: messenger RNA, 892 nt
Organism: Manis pentadactyla (Chinese pangolin)
Lineage: Eukaryota; Metazoa; Chordata; Mammalia; Pholidota; Manidae
Gene: TOMM22
Product: translocase of outer mitochondrial membrane 22
Exons: 4
Coding region: 50-472 (140 amino acids)
Biological process (GO): intracellular protein transport
Cellular component (GO): mitochondrial outer membrane
Source: RefSeq, a predicted model, not a curated record